This is a messenger RNA of Aplysia californica (California sea hare), 536 nucleotides long. Its product is annotated as probable glutathione S-transferase 7. Gene Ontology annotation, molecular function: glutathione transferase activity. Gene Ontology annotation, biological process: glutathione metabolic process. NCBI's taxonomy places the organism in Eukaryota, Metazoa, Mollusca, Gastropoda, Aplysiida, Aplysiidae. The record is from RefSeq and is a predicted model, not a curated record.
UCAGGUCUCAUCGCAUUUACAGCCUGUUUCUUCUGGUCACACAAGUUAUCUCUGCUACCUGCUGUACCCUUUGAUCUAAUACCGAAGAACCACAGGGACUGUACGGUUCCAGUGCUCUCGAGCAGCUGGCGAUUGACCAGGUGGCGCUGGCAAGAGAAGACUUGACCCAGGCUGUGGGGAAAUUCAUGUCGGAGAAGGACGAAAAGAAAAAGGAGAUUACCCUAGCCGACCUGGUUGUCUUCGAGACUACCCAGAUGUUGUCGGAAAAGGAACCACAGACUCUGGACAAGUAUCCCGAAAUCAAAGCCCUGAGAACGAAAGUAACCGGAUCUGACGGAAUCAAACAGUACUUGGCGACCAGAAAACCAACGCCUUUUUAGAUCCUGUCAUGUCUUUGCAUUCUGAGCCAACAGAUAUUUCAUGACCCGAGAAUAACAAGGUUCUACCUCCAGAGUUUUCGUUUUUAGAGCUAUGUUUUUUGUACUAGUAAGAGUUUUACGGCACUUGCAACACAAUUAUUAAGUCAUACAAAUGCC